This is a messenger RNA of Arabidopsis thaliana (thale cress), 776 nucleotides long. Its product is annotated as mediator of RNA polymerase II transcription subunit. The record is from RefSeq and is marked reviewed. The transcript has a single exon. Bases 35 to 463 code for a protein of 142 amino acids. Lineage: Eukaryota; Viridiplantae; Streptophyta; Magnoliopsida; Brassicales; Brassicaceae.
AAUCCCACCAAUUGUGUCUCCUAAGCAACAGAAAAUGGAAAUGAUACUGAUCUCGUCAUCGACACUCAGGUUCCAUCCAUUGAGGACAUCACAAAGAAUCGCCACCGGAACCAAUAGAAGACGAACCACCACCGUGUGUGCAGACUACUACAGAGGAGGAAGAACGGUGGACGAGAACAUGGUGGUCCUUAGGAAACGAAUCCAUGAGAUGAAGAUGGUUGAACGCAACUUUGAACCUCCUUCUCAUUGGAUGCAAUGGGAGAAACGUUUCUACUGCAACUACGACGCUACUAUAUGUGAUGCACUCACUCUUCUCCAAACUUUUCUCAUGAACUCUCGUCCCAGCGUCGCGUUUGGAACGUGUCUUCUUCUCCUCGUCAGCGUUCCCGUCUCCUCCGCCGUUUUUGCUUUUCGCAUCCUUGAUCUAGCUCUUUGGCUUUUGGACGCCGUUCACGUAGUAUGAUCCGUAAAUAUCUUUGUUAUUUUAUCUAGAAACUAUCUUUGUUAUUUUAUGUCGAAAUUAAGGUAAUUUUCCAAAACUAAAAUGGAAUUAUUUAUUAUCAACAAAUACCUUGAGAAAUUCUAUAAUGAUUUUGUUUAAAGAAUCCUAAUUUCAUCUUUUUUGGAAAAAUAAAAAUAAAAAAAAUCCGUACUUCAUAUGAUUUAGGAAAAAAAAGUAAUCAGUGUGAAGUAGUAGAAGAAAAUCCUUGCUUCAUAUGACUAGAGAUCCGUUGAUUAUUCGGAAUACCGGAAAACUAGAGUCUCUCAGAUCUGUU